This is a messenger RNA of Humulus lupulus (European hop), 2002 nucleotides long. Its product is annotated as dnaJ protein P58IPK homolog. Gene Ontology annotation, molecular function: protein binding. The transcript has 9 exons. Gene Ontology annotation, cellular component: endoplasmic reticulum lumen. NCBI's taxonomy places the organism in Eukaryota, Viridiplantae, Streptophyta, Magnoliopsida, Rosales, Cannabaceae. The record is from RefSeq and is a predicted model, not a curated record. Bases 81 to 1550 code for a protein of 489 amino acids.
UAAUUCUUCUUCUUCUUCUUCAAUUCGAGUAUAAAUCAAUAUAUAUAUGUGUGAAAUUCGUAUACGAAUUCUGGGUGUGAAUGGUGGAGAAUCGAAUGGAGGCAGUAGCUUGGAGAGGAUUAGCUUACGCAGGGUUCUUGCUGCAUUUCGUCUUGGUCUGCCAACUUCUCCUUCUUCAACCUCUCUCUGCUUUGGGUAGCAAAGCUAGUAAUGCUGCUGAGUUGUUCGAGAAGGUUUCACAGAAUGUGAAAGUGAAGCGUUAUAGUGAGGCUCUUGAUGAUCUUAAUGCUGCAAUUGAGGCAGAUCCAACUCUUUCAGAAGCCUAUUUUCACCGGGCAUCAAUUCUUCGUCAGCUAUGCAGAUAUGAGGAAUCGGAGAAAAGUUAUAAAAGUUUUCUGGAGCUAAAACCUCGAAAUUCGGCAGCAGAAAAGGAGCUUUCUCAAUUGCACCAGGCUCAGAGUGCACUUGCUACAGCUUUUUCUUUCUUUGAGUCGGGUGAUAUUUUGAAAUCUUUGGAAUAUGUUGACAAAGUUGUACUCGUUUUCUCUCCAGCAUGCUCGAAGGCCAAACUACUCAAGGUGAAAUUGUUGAUAUCAAGUAAAGACUAUUCUAGUGCCAUCUCUGAGAGUGGAUUCAUUCUUAAAGAACAUGAGGAUGAUCUGGAUGCAUUAUUACUCCGUGGUCGUGCCUACUACUAUUUAGCGGACCAUGAUGUUGCUAUAAGGCAUUACCAAAAGGGACUCCGCCUUGAUCCAGAGCACAGUGAAUUGAAGAAAGCAUAUUUCGGACUAAAAAAUUUACUCAAGAAGACAAAAGCUGCAGAAGAUAAUGUAAAUAAGGGCAAGUUGAGGGUUGCAGUGGAGGAUUUCAAAGCAGCUCUUGCCUUGGACCCUAAUCAUCUUGCUCAUAAUGUACAUCUUCAUCUUGGUUUGUGUAAGGUCUUGAUCAAGCUCGGAAGGGGAAAGGAUGCUUUAAGCAGUUGCAACGAAGCACUUAGUAUUGAUGGGGAACUCCUUGAAGCCUUAGUUCAGAGGGGUGAAGCUAAGCUUCUGACAGAGGAUUGGGAAGGUGCCGUUGAAGAUCUGAAAUCAGCAGCUCAACAAUCAUCUCAGGACAUGAAUAUUCGGGAAGCUUACAUGAGAGCUGAGAAAGCAUUAAAGAUGAGCAAACGCAAAGACUGGUACAAGAUCUUGGGAGUUUCAAAGACUGCUGCUGUUUCUGAGAUCAAGCGUGCUUACAAGAAGCUUGCUCUGCAAUGGCAUCCAGACAAAAAUGUGGAUAAUAGAGAAGAAGCAGAGGCAAAGUUCAGAGAAAUCGCUGCUGCAUAUGAGGUUCUUGGCGAUGAAGAUAAACGAACAAGAUAUGAUAGAGGAGAAGACCUUGAAGAUAUGGGCAUGGGUGGUGGCGGAGGAGGCGGUGGCUUUAAUCCUUUUGGUGGUGGAGGACAGCAAUACACAUUUACAUUUGAUGGCGGCUUUCCUGGUGGUGGUGGAUUCGGAGGAGGAUUUCCUGGUGGUGGAGGUGGCGGCGGCUUUGAAUUUCAUUUUUGAUUCCACAAAGAUAGAGAGUACUGCAGUCCUUCAAGGAAGAACCUCCAACACCAGUAUGACUAAUUGCUGACAGGUUUUGGCCAAUAGAUAGAAUCAGUUCAUCUAAAAGUGAAAGAUGCAUUCCUUUUGUGUUCUUUAUAUAACUUUCAAUGUAGUUCUUCCCCUUAUAAAUUUAUUCUGUUGGUUGGCACCAUGAGAAUAUGAGAUCAUCUUUGCACAGAGGAAAUCUGAUACUGCUGAAAAGUUUUUAAUUCAAACAUAUUGUCGUUCGUUGGAAUCAUGUCGUUUUCUUCGUUCUCUACAAGUCGUGUGGUCCAUUCGUUUUGGAGGACUUGCGUCGUUUUUUUUUAUUUAUUUAAUUUUGGCGGUUCCAUUUAGUUUGUCAUUUUGACAUGUUUGUAACAAGGCGUAGUGGUGGAAUACAUAACUAGUAUUUACUCUCUUCCAGAUAA